AUGUCCGCAAACGAGGAAAGUUGGAAGGACACAUUCAAUCUCGAAGGCUUAUAUAACUCUCUUCCACGGAAGCGGACGACGGAUGGAAAUUCGCCGCAGCUUCUCAAGCUUCCAGAUGAGAUUCUAUGCCACAUUGCAAACUAUCUCGCCCCCGUUGAAGCGAUUGGUAAGUACAAUGGAUACGGUUUGAUAAACGACCACUGCAACCGCCCAUCCGACACUGGCACAACACGCACCGUCCUACACAUGCGUGCCUCAGAAGCACGCAGAAGUUAUGCAACUGGCGUUCAAACUCUUUUGAGCCUUGCUCUGACUUGCAAGCGCUUAAGAUCUGUCGCAUACGAUGUUCUCUACCGUAGACCCGCUUUGCCUCAGCCUGUCGACAUGCGUAACGGGCAUCUUGUGUCCGCGUUGCCCAGGUUCUUGCAGACAAUCGUCGAGCGACCCGAACUUGGUGGCCUUGUGCGGCACCUUGCCGUAUGGCUAUGGAUAGCAUACCCAGUGCGUCAAGUGCAUGGUGCGGAUGAGAGGGCAUGCGUUUGUGGUGGCUGUACUCAGAAAGUUAGGAGUAUCGUCGACGCCCUCCGCCUGCCUGAGCAUGAGAAGUCGAAAUGGUUGGAAACCCUCGCAUGUCCCACGGAAGCUAUGGUCUGCAGUUUGGUGUUGGCAUCUCUCCCAAACCUUCAAACUCUCGAAUUGUACGUCCGGCCAUUGCCUUCGUGUUGGAAUCAUGAAGUAUGUGUGGGUUCCAUUUGUGGCAUCGAAAAACGGGGCAGCGACAGACCUCCUGUGAUGACAGACACAUCCGAAGUUACAGUUUUGAGUCGAGGCCUUGCUUUGACCAGAAUCCACACACUGAUACUGUCAACCGAUUUAAACGGUCUGAACCGCGCCGGUCUACCAAGUCUCACUACCCUAACGCUCGACUUCUCCAAACGAAACCCUUUCGUGAUGGUUGCCAAAGGAUCAUUCGCCAACGUCGCAACACUAAAGAUUCAGGGUUCCGCGAUGGAUCCAACUGGACAUGAUCAGCCCUUCGUCGACCAUCAACUGAAACUCGAACUGCUGUUCAGUAAGCUUCCACAACUUCGGACCCUUGAGUUCGAAACCGGUCUUCCAGCUGGGACCUGUACCAUUCCUUCCUGGAUCGAGAAAAUAAUCAUUCGAGAUGCGGAUUGGAAUACACUGCUCUGGGCUCAAUACAUCGAGGAAACACGGGUCGCCUCCUCUGCUCUGCGUCACAUUGAAGUUUACUGGCGUGGAGAUUACGGCGUGCCUCCAGCUCUUGUCAGUAUCGAAGGAUCUGCGAUACAGGCCAGAGUUACAGAAGUGUUUAUGUGGAAGGGUUCAUGUUGGGAGGUAUUAGAGAUAUUGGAGCGCGUUUGA
This is a messenger RNA of Dothidotthia symphoricarpi CBS 119687, 1386 nucleotides long. RefSeq lists its product as uncharacterized. The coding region runs from base 1 to 1386 and encodes 461 amino acids. The record is from RefSeq and is a predicted model, not a curated record. Lineage: Eukaryota; Fungi; Ascomycota; Dothideomycetes; Pleosporales; Dothidotthiaceae. The transcript has a single exon.